AUUUCUGGAAUGCAGAUGGAGAGGAAUGUAAGAAAAAAGUCAAAUAUUUGUUCUGGUAAUGGUAGUACGUGCCCGGAAGGUCUUGUAGAGAAACUUCCCCUUGAGGUUAUUAAAGAGAUUUUGUCUCGUGCAGAAGAUGCAAGAGAAAUGAUUAGAGCUUCUGUAAUCUGCAGCAAGUGGCUUGAAGCGUAUCGCAAACUCCUUCAUACACUUUCCUUUGAUGUUUCUGAUGAUCUAUCCUCAACUUGGAAAUGUUGAUCGCAAAGACCUUACUUCCACCACUCUGUUUCCGUAGGUUAACAGUUCUAUUGGAUGACAAGCACGAGUUCUCCGCUGUUGCAUCUGUGUGGGCUGGUUACUGCUCACAAGAGAAACAUCGUCGGAAUUGUUUCAUAAGGUUAGCACCUCUUCCAGUAUCAGUGUUCUUGAUAUAUGUGGAGGGUGGAAUUUGGAAACCUUCAGUUUAUGUUUCUACAAAAUUAGAGGGGUUGAACAACGGGGUUUCAUAGAUUUCCUUGUUUCACAUCACUUUCUCUAAAACGCGUCCGUAUUUCAGCAGAGGACCUAAACGGACUUCUUUUGGCUUUACCUAGAAUCGAGCAUUUGGAACUCACAAAGAUUGUCUUAGGAGUUGUAGUUGAUGAUGACUGUCAAGAAGAUGUAACGGCCAUGCUGCAUAAAAGUACUUUGAAGUCUCUUUUUCUUAAAGAUCUUCAAGAAUUUGUGGUUAUUUCGGAGAAUGGUGGCAUUGAGUAUUUGCAUGUGGAGGACUGUAUUUUUUGUUCAUUUUGGGUCGUUGGCAGCAGAAGUUUGAGGCAGUUCAAACUUCCCAACUCGGAGUUUCGGCUUCUUGAAAUUGAAGAGGGAGAUGAUCUAGGGAGUUUAGCAAUCACCGCGAGUUUAGCAAUAACUGUGGUUUUGAACAAAUGGCUGUAUGUUCCCUGCGACUGAGCCAUUGUGCUACUGGUGCAUUGUCCAUGCCUUUUUGUUACUGCGAAAAAUUCCCUGUGGGGUGAAACGUGGGGAAGUAUCUGCGUAUAGAAGUUUGCAUCUUAAGCGGGUAAAUUGGAUCUUCUAUUUAGGACUCUUGUUGGUUAUA
Messenger RNA from Cuscuta campestris, 1099 nucleotides. The record is from the annotation of a GenBank genome assembly. NCBI's taxonomy places the organism in Eukaryota, Viridiplantae, Streptophyta, Magnoliopsida, Solanales, Convolvulaceae.